This is a messenger RNA of Salvelinus namaycush (lake trout), 1451 nucleotides long. Its product is annotated as TLR adapter interacting with SLC15A4 on the lysosome. Lineage: Eukaryota; Metazoa; Chordata; Actinopteri; Salmoniformes; Salmonidae. The coding region runs from base 254 to 1261 and encodes 335 amino acids. The transcript has 2 exons. Gene Ontology annotation, biological process: regulation of toll-like receptor signaling pathway. The record is from RefSeq and is a predicted model, not a curated record.
UCAGAGACUGCUCUCUCACUUCCUCUUGGUCUUGUAUAAAGUAGUGCUAGUUACACAAAACCACUCACUCACACUGCUCUAUUAUACUUCACUGGCUUGGUACAGUACUGCACUGGCUUGGUACAAUAGACCUGGAGAAGCUGGAGACAUUGACCUGAAUACAGCGAGGAGAGGACCACACCUCCAACCCAGAGCAACAGGUGGAGGACUGCAUGACUUGAAGAGAAGCAUUGCAUCAUUUGAAUUUGAAGCCAUGCUGUGUGAGAGCAGACUAUGGAGCAUGACCUACUGUAGUGACCAGGAUAGACUGGACCCUCUCCCCCCUGUAAUAGAGCCCCCCAGGAGGAGCGUGAAGGCUGGGUCAGAGCCGGCUGCAGCCACCCUGCUUCAGGCCUCUCCAGGCCAGCCAAGCAGAAAUGAACACUCCAUCCUCAGUAGAGUGCCCCAAAACCAGAGGCCCUCCCAGGCGAGUGCCCAAAUCCAGCCCCAGGCUUUUUCUCCACCGCAGGAUCUGCAUUCCCAGAGGCCCCAUUCUGACAGACACAUCUCCCCAGAGAUGGAGAUCCCUGGGCAGGCUUGUUCCGGUGGCGAGGUCCCCUUUCUGGUGCCCUCCUUCUGCCAGAGCAUCUGUCAGAACUACAGCGACCUCCACAUCGGGGGUGACCAGGUGCUGCCUCUCUCAGCCCACAAUGGGGAGGUCCUGCCCUGUAGCGACAACCAAGCCAACGGCCCCUUCCUCUAUUCCUGUGACGUACCCCCGGCCGCAGAAGACUCGCUUCUGCAUCCUCUCCAGUGGGGCUCAGGCUCGGAGUCCUCCCGCUGGAGGGCGGGCAGCGGCCGCGACCGGAGCGUCCUUCUUCAGGGGCUCGAGGGGCCACUCUCUAACUCGCUGCUCAACCGCUACCUGGAGAACAAGAUACUGGACCUGUACCAACAGUACAUGCUGGAGAACAUGGCCCAUGAUGGGGGCUGUGGCGAGGGCUUGCCCUGCCCUCUGCUGGCCUCAGAGUUGAUUCUUACCAGCCUGGAUCAGAUCACCCUGCAGCUGAGCCGUGAGGGCCAUCUGGAAGCGGGCCGGGCCAAAGACAUGGUGCUCAGCUGCCUCCUGAGGGUGGCCAGCGGCCUGCAGUCCAGUGAGAUCAGUACUCCCCUGCUCCAGAUCUCCAUGGAUCUGCAGCUCCCCACUGAUACUGCUACUGGUGCUGCUGCUACUGGUGCUACUGCUACAUCUACACUUGACUCAUCUGUCCUCCAGUACUAGACAGGUUCACUCUCCCCCUAGCUUUAAAGUCUGAAAAUCACACUCCCCUGUUUCUUAUUUUUCUACCUUCACCCAGGUUUUCCCUUUCUCCUCUCAGUUUCCCUACAUACCGUUCUGGGGAAAUGAAACCGCUUUCAAACAGCUGCAGUGAUAGAAAUGGAAAUUCAGGUGGAAACUGUGGUUGAGAGGA